UUAUGCAUGCUUUUGAUUCAAAUCUCUAUAUAUUAGAGUAACACAAAACCACCCAUUUCCGAAAAAAAGACCAAAACCUAAAGGAAAUACAUAACAAACAGAGAAACUCUAUUCUCAGAUUUUCACUUAGCCUCCAAUUUUUUCAUAUUAAAAACAUUCACUCAAUUUCCAUGCUUCUAAACCUAAAUACUACUGCAGUGUCUAUUAUAGCUGCAGUUUCUCUAUUGGUAUAUGUUUUCACAUAUAUUUUAUAUGUGCACAAAUUUUCAGUUCCCUUUAUUUAAAAACAUAACAGAGUAAGAAAACAAAAACAGAACCUGUUCUGUUUCAUUGCUCUUUUAUUAAGAAAAAAUGGGUACAAUCAAUUUACACAAACACAAAGCAGAGAAAUCCAACAAAGUUCAAAAACAUCGUCAUCUUAGAAUGAUUGCAAAAAAAUUUCGGUAUGCAGAGAUGUGUGUUGUGUUGAUUUUGAUUUCAAGGCUUUCAUUCCAACAACUACCAUUGGCUUUGAAGAACUCAAGCGAAUAUUUUCGAGGUUUCGCGGUUAGUCCUGCUUUUGUUUUUCUUGUUGGAAACAUUAUCAUCAUCACACUCAUUGCUCAAUCUGGUCACUUCUCACAACAUGAUUCUGCAAAAAGAAGUUCAGAACAUGAUCUUUAUCUCGAGUUUCUCAAGAAUAGCAACAUGUAUCAGAAAAUCCAAGGUUUUGAUCAGAAAAAACCCAGCGUAAAAGUUGAGAGCAACGUAAAGGGUUGUAGAAUAAACGAUGGAUGCAUGGUGAAAUUAUCUCAAAAAGAGAGUAUAAAGAGUGAAGAUGAUAACAAAAUGAAGUUGGAAGAGAAACAGGAGAUAGAAACAGAGAUGGGUUUGGAAGUGAAGGGAUAUAGGAGGUGUCAAUCGGAAAUUGAGUUGGUGAGGGGUGUGAAUAGUGAUGAUGCGAAGGAUCAAAGAGUGUUGCAAAGGUGUGAGAGUGAUAAUGAUAAGAGUAAGAGGAAAAACAUUGAAGUUGAUAAAGAGAAAAAAUGGAGUUUAUAUCCUGAAGAUGGAAUGAGCAGCGACGAAUUUCGUCGCACCGUGGAGGCAUUCAUUGCAAGACAACAGAAGCUACGAAUAAAUGAAGCACAAACCAUAUUUAUUCCUAGCUAAUAUGUGUCUUCUUCUGUUUAAUGAACAAACAACUAUGUGAAUAAAGAUUAGGGCAAGUGAGUAAAUAACAUUUGAGUCUAUUAAUCUAAUUUUGUUGGGUUUCUAGUUAGAAAACAUGGUGGUGUUUUCCAAUUUGGUUUUUAUGGUAGUGUUAUGUGCUUCACGCAGAAAUUUCGUGUCUCCUAAACACACUCUUAUUUGGUUGCCUCAAUGGAAAAUAAUUAGUUAGGUUGCCUCAAUGGGGAGAAGCUAAACACACUCUUAUUUAAUUAGUUAGGUUGCCUCAAUGUAGGAUUUGGACGCAAAGAAAAGGAAGGUUUUGGAGCCAGGCACGGAUCUAGUGUGGGGGCAAUGGGUCAAGCGACCCCACUUGCCUCCACAUGUGAAUUGUAUUUUUAACCCAAAAUUAGAUAUAUAUCUAGUUUGACCCCUCUUUAUAUAGUA
Molecule: messenger RNA, 1593 nt
Organism: Medicago truncatula (barrel medic)
Lineage: Eukaryota; Viridiplantae; Streptophyta; Magnoliopsida; Fabales; Fabaceae
Exons: 1
Coding region: 352-1149 (265 amino acids)
Source: RefSeq, a predicted model, not a curated record